Molecule: messenger RNA, 3171 nt
Organism: Closterium sp. Naga37s-1
Lineage: Eukaryota; Viridiplantae; Streptophyta; Zygnematophyceae; Desmidiales; Closteriaceae
Source: the annotation of a GenBank genome assembly
AUGGCUACCCCUAGUGUCCACGCUUUUGACGCUGAGGGUCGGGCCAUUGACUUUGAUGUCUGGAUAGAUGACCUGCAGCUUUUCUUACAGUGCGACAGGGCAGACGGCCUCUCCCUCUUUGACCUCACUUCUGGUGCCUCUCCUGCCCCCGCUGCUGAUGCUGACGCCACUGUUCGCUCACAGUGGGCCACGCGCGAUGCUGCUGCACGUCUUGCUGUGCGUCGCCACCUGCCUACCUCUGAGCGUGCGCACUUUAGCCAGUACAAGAGUGCUCAGACCUUGUACGACGGUGUAGUUGCGCGCUACUCCUCCCCUGCCACUGCUGCACUGAGCCGCCUCAUGCUACCGUACCUCUUCCCUGACCUUGCUGCCUUUCCCACAGUCGCUGACCUCAUUACGCACCUCCGCACUAGUGACACUCGCUACCGCGCUGCGCUUCCUGCUGAGUUCUGCGCCAAGAACCCCCCCCCCAUGUACAUCACCCUCUACUACAUAGUCACCCGGCUCCCUGACUCCCUUCGCGUAGUCAGGGACCACUUCCUCUCAGUUUGCCCCACCACUCUCACCGUUGACCUCCUCGAGAAGUCCCUCCUAGCAGCAGAGAAGAGCAUAGUCGCUGUAGGAGCCUCUCGUGGUGACCCUCGCACCCCCAUCUUUGAGGGGUGUUCCCCCUCCCCCCUUUUGCCCUCUGUUGCCUCUGCUGCUGCGGCCGACCUCGUUGGGCUUGAGUCGGUCGGUGCGGCGUCUACCCCUAGCGGGAGACGUCGCCCUGGCAAGGGCAAGGGGGGCAGGGGCACUGGAGGAGCUAGCGGGGGCGGUGGAGGCGGAGGUGGAGGCGGUGGAGGGGGUGGGGGUGGCGGUGGGGGUGGUGGCGGGGGUGGAGGUGUCGGUGGCGGCAGUGGAGGCGGAGGCGGAGGCGGCGGUGGCGGUGGGAGCGGAGGUGGUGGCGGUGGAGGAGGAGGCGGCGGAGGAGGUGGAGCUGGUCGGGGUGGAGCUGCGCAGAGGGUCGGCUCCGGUGGUGGUCAGCGCCAGCAGCAGCAGCAGCAGCGCACUCGUGACAUCCCCUCCCCUCAGCAGCUCCGUGAGUGGUACACUGCACGCAAGAGGGGUGGGGGUACUGGUCCGUGCACCUACGUCCUCCGCACCGGCGACCGCGCGGGUGAGCAGUGCGGGGGUGCGCACUCCACCCAGCGCUGCUUUGGCCGCCUGACGGACGCUUGGCGUCACCAGUUCCCUGAGGCCACUGAGAUUCCCCGCUGGGGUGAGCUGUCUAGGGGGGGUGUAGCUGUCUUUGACCUUGACUUUGAUGCUAUUCUUGCUGCCAUGUAUACUGUGACUAUUAGUGAUGAGGGUGACUGUUACCGGUGUUUUCCGCCCGACCCGGGCAUUGAGACUGCUGCUCUAGGUACUGGUGAGGCUGCUGCUCUAGGUGCUAGCGAGGCUGCUGCUCUAGGUGCGUCUGCUCCCUCAGGUGUUGGUGAGUCUGCUCUCUCAGGUUCUGCGUCGGCUUCGGCCUCCCACACCUUCACCCUUGACUCGGGGGCUUCUCGCUCCUUCUUUCGAGACCGCACCACACUCACGCCGCUUGGCCGGCCAGUUGCAGUCUCUCUGGCAGACCCCUCUGGGGGUCCUGUCCUUGCUCACUUCUCCACUGUCCUCCCGUGUCCGGCGGCCCCCUCUGGCACCCUGUCUGGUCUUUACCUCCCCUCGUUCUCUACGAACUUGGUGAGUGGUGCUGACCUACAGGAUGCGGGGGUUCACCAGUUCACUCCUGCGAAUCAGCGGGUGACCCACUGCACGGACGCUCGGACAGGCCGACACCUGGCCACGUUUACACGUCGGCCGGGGUCGAGCCUGUACACACUGACCACUGCGUCUCCUCCGGUCACUGCGUCUGGUCAGGUAGCUGCGUCAGGUCAGGUGUUUGCUGCAGCGUCCAGGUCUGGUCCUGAGUCUGCCCCCUGUUCGUGUCGCCUCCUGUCUCACGAGACUCUCCUCUGGCACCACCGCCUUGGUCACCCCUCCCUGCUUCGUCUCCGGAGCAUGGCCUCCCGUGUCCUUGUCUCAGGUCUUCCCCGGUCCCUCCCUCCCCUUCCUCCGGGGCCUGGCCCUACCUGCGUCCCCUGUGUCGAGGGGCGGCAGCGGGCUGCCCCUCACUCCUCCCAGUUUCCUCCGACAGAGGCCCCGCUGCAGACGCUUCACAUGGACGUGUGGGGCCCGGCCCGCGUCCGUGGACAGGGUCACGAGCGCUACUUCCUGCUGGUGGUUGACGACUACUCGCGUUACACCACAGUCUUCCCCUUGCGCAGCAAGGGUGAUGUCACUGAGGUGUUGAUCGACUGGAUCCGCGCAGCUCGUCUCCAGCUCAGGCAGAGCUUCGGCUCGGACUUUCCUGUUCUGCGUCUGCACUCUGACAGAGGUGGAGAGUUCUCCUCUGGCCUUCUGCGAGCCUACUGUCGUGCACGAGGCAUCCGCCAGACCUUCACGCUUCCGGACUCUCCACAGCAAAAUGGGAUUGCUGAGCGCCGCAUUGGCAUGGUCAUGGACGUCGCCCGUACGUCCAUGAUGCAUGCGGCUGCCCCCCAUUUUCUGUGGCCGUUUGCUGUUCGGUACGCGGCGCAUCAGAUCAACCUUCACCCCAGGGUCUCCAUGCCGGAGACCUCCCCAGCCUUGCUGUGGACGGGGAAGGUUGGCGAUGCGUCUGCGUUCCGUGUCUGGGGAUCUCGGGCGUUUGUCCGCGACUUGUCUGCGGACAAGCUGUCCCCUCGUGCUGCUCCCUGCGUCUUCCUUGGCUUCCCCCCUGACGCGCCAGGGUGGCAGUUCUACCACCCCACCUCUCGCCGUGUUUUGUCCUCCCAGGACGUCACGUUUGACGAGUCGGUCCCCUACUACCGCCUCUUCCCCUACCGCACUCCGUCCCUCCCCCCGCCACCGCUCUUCCUUGUACCAGGUCCCCCCCCGGUAGACCCCCUCCCCCCUCAGGGUCCUGCCCCUUCAGGUGUGUCCCAGGUAGACGCAGUCGAGCCUGUCGAGGUUACUGGUGACUCUGGUGCUGCUGAGGGUGCUGAGCCUGGGGGUGCUGACUCUGGGGGUGCUGAGCGUGUGGGUGCUACGCCUGGGGGUGCUGAGCCGGAGGGUGCUACUACUGGGGGUCCUGAGCCUGGGGCCUGA